AUGAGAUCGGUGACGUUCCUCGGCGCCCCGUGCGCGGCCGUAAGGAUCGGGGGCUCGCGAUUGGCGGGCGCGGGCGGGCGUCGUCCGUUCAUCCGCGCGUCUGCGCGACGCGACGGCCGCAAGCUCAUCGUGACGGCGGUGCUCGCGGACGGUGGAGACGGGGCUGCUCUCGACGUCGACUCCGUGCUGCGCGCCAACCUGCCCUCCAACCCCGACCUCCGCGUCGGAACCCUCGCGAACGGAUUUCGAUACGUCAUCCUGCCGAACCCCACGCCGCCGAACCGCUUCGAGGCGCACCUGGAGGUCCAUGGAGGCUCUGUAGACGAGGGGGAGGAUGAACAGGGCAUCGCGCACCUGGUGGAGCACGUGACCUUCCUAGGCAGCAAGAAGCGCGAGAGUCUCCUGGGCACGGGGGCUCGCAGCAACGCGUACACGGACUUCCACCACACGGUGUUCCACGUCCACGCGCCGCUCACCAACGUCAACACGGGCGAGCCCAUGCUCCCCCAGGUCCUCGACGCCCUCAACGAGAUCGCCUUCGAGCCCGAGUUCAGCCCCCACAGGAUCGAGAAGGAGCGCAAGGCCGUGCUCGCGGAGGCGCAGAUGAUGAACACGAUCGAGUACCGCAUCGACUGCCAGCUCCUCAAGUACCUCCACCACGAGAACAACCUCGGGUGCCGGUUCCCGAUCGGCAUGGUGGACCAGGUCAAGCAGUGGCCGAUGGAGAAGAUCCGCGCGUUUUGGCAGCGGUGGUACUUCCCGGCCAACACGACGCUCUACGUGGUCGGCGACCUCCCCGGCGGCACCGACGAGACCGAGAAGCUCAUCCAGCGGUACUUCGGCGCGGUCCCCGUCCGGCUCACCGCCCCGGACGGCGCCGAGCUGGACGUGUCGCCCGAGGUGCUGGCCCUGCCGGAGGGGGGCGCGCCCGCGGGCAACGGCGACGAGCCCGCGCUGCCGCCGCCCGGGUCGGCGCCGCGGUCCCGGCACGACGUGCGCCCGCCCGUGGAGCACGUGUACGGCAUGUCGGACUGGCAGGGGCGGCCGGUGCAGGUCAUCGAGGGCACGGCGCCCGUGCGGGUGUUCCGGCACCCGCUCCUGCAGCACUUCCAGCUCUCGCUGUUCUGCAAGAUGCCCGUGCGCGAGAUCAACUCGAUGGAGGACCUGCGCUACGCGUUCAUCGUGCGCCUCGUGCUGUCGGUGCUGCAGUUCCGCAUCAACGGGCGCUACGUGCAGGACGACGCGCCGUUCAUCAGCAUCGAGAUGGACUCCUCGGACGCCGGCCGCGAGGGCUGCUGCGUGAGCACGCUCACCAUCACGAGCGAGCCCAAGGACUGGCGCGGCGCGACCUCGGUGGCCAUCGAGGAGGUCCGCCGCCUGCAGAAGCACGGCGUCUCGCGCGCCGAGCUCGAGCGCUACCUGUCCGCGCUCCUCCGCGACUCCGCGCACCUCGCCGACCAGGCCCAGUCCGUCCCCUCGGUCGACAACCUGGACUACGUCAUGGAGUCGAUGGCCCUGGGGCACAAGGUCCUCGACCACGCGCAGAGCCACGCCGCGCUCGAGGCCGUCGCGGGCACCAUCGCCGUCGAGCAGGUCAACGCCGUCGCGGCCAGCCUGCUCAGCUACAUCAGCCACUACGGCCGCGAGGACGCGCUGCUCGAGGACUUUGCCGCCAACCCCGACGCGUGGCCGGUGGAGCCGACGCGCGCGACCAGCAUCGUGGCGUGCAUCCCCGCGUACAUGGACGCGUCGGGGCACUCGACGGGCGGCGGCCCGCCCGUGCAGCGCGGCGCGUCGAUGACGACGAUGGAGCACGUGGACGUGGACACGCUGGACGACGUCGAGCCGGUGCAGCCGGACGAGGCCGAGGUGUGGGACGACCCGCCCGAGGGCGCGGUGCGGUUCGAGCUGGAGGCCGGCGAGAUCGCGGCGGCGCUGUCGGCGGACCUGGGCGAGAUCGACGCGCUGGAGGACGUGGACGUGCCGCAGCACCUGAUCGACCCGGCCGAGGUGGACCGCAAGGUGGCGGAGCUGAAGCCGGAGUGGGUGCCGCCGGCGGGGGCGGGCGAGGCGCGGCCGGCGGCGGACCCGGCGACGGGCGUGGUGCAGCGGCGGCUGAGCAACGGCGUGCGCGUCAACUACCGGCGGACGGAGAACGAGCCCGGGGCCGCGGUGCUGCGGCUGGCGGCGCCGGGCGGGCGCAGCCUCGAGGACGGCGCGCUCGCGGGCGCGGGCUUCGGGAGCGUGGGCGUGGGCGUGCGCGCGGCGAGCGAGUCGGGGACGGUGGGGGAGUGGCGGCGCGAGCAGGUGGAGCUGUUCUGCAUCUCCAAGCUGAUCAACUGCAUGCUGGAGACGGACGAGGAGUUCGUGGUGAUGGACUUCCACCUCGCGGUCCAGGACGGCGGCCUGCAGAGCGUGUUCGAGCUCAUGCACCAGUUCCUGGAGGCGCCGCGGUGGGAGGAGUCGGCGCUGGAGCGGUCGAAGAAGAUGUUCGUGUCGCACUACCAGAGCAUGGCCAAGAGCCUCGAGCGCGCGACCGCCGACCGCAUCAUGGACGCCAUGAUCGGGCCGGACCGGCGCUUCCGGGACCCCACGCCCGAGGACGUCGACGCGCUGCAGCUGGGCAAGGUGGCCGCCAUCGUGACCGACAUGCUGCGGUCGAACAACCUCGAGGUGAACAUCGUGGGCGACUUCGACGAGGAGGAGCUCGAGGGCCUCCUCCUGCGCUUCCUCGGCACGCUCCAGCCCACCGACCAGGUCCCCGCGUGGGUCGAGACCCCCCCGCUGGCCUUCCUCGCGCCGACGCCCGAAACCGGCGCGCAGCGGUGGCACCUCAAGGACUCGGACGAGCGCGCGUGCGCGUACAUCGCCGGGCCCGCGCCCGCGCGCUGGGACGUGCCCGCGGAGCUCCGCGGCCGCGGCGCGCUCGACGCCGCGCCGCUCCCGCUCCCGGAGCUGAAGCUCCCGCACGAGCUGAUCAACGCGACCGCGGAGGAGGCGGCGGCGGCGGCGGCGGCGCGGCGGCGGCACCCGCUGUACCGCUCGUCGACGCUGAUGCUGCUGUCGGAGGUGAUCAACGCGCGGCUGUUCACGACGGUGCGCGACUCGCUCGGGCUCACGUAUGACGUGUCGUUCGAGAUGUCGCUGUUCGACCGGCUGCCGCACGCGUGGUACGUGGUGUCGGUGACCUCGGAGCCCAAGAAGAUCGACGCGGCGAUGAACGCGUGCGUGCGCGUGCUGCGCGGGGUGCGCAACCAGGCCAUCACGCCGCGCGAGCUCGCGCGCGCGCGCCGGACGAUCAUCGCGCGCCACGAGACGGACCUGAAGGACAACGGGUACUGCCUGGGUCUCCUUACGCACCUCCAGAGCGACGCGGUGCCGCUCAAGACCAUCGACUGCCUCAAGGACCUCGUGCCCAUCUACGAGGCGUGCACCAUCGAGGACGUGUACGACGCCUACAACGCGUUCGACUUCUCCGAGGGCGCAGUCUUCACCUGCAUCGGCACCAGCGGCAAGGACGCGCCGCCGCCCCCGCCCGCGGGCGCGGCCGCGGGCGUCGGGCGCGCGGGGCAGGGCGCGAUGACGCCCGAGGACAAGCAGGCGGCGCUGCGGGCGAUGGAGGAGUUCAUGAAGACGGGCGGCUUCAUGCAGGCGCUGCAGAAGAUGAGGGGCGAGCAGCAGGAGUAG
This is a messenger RNA of Pedinophyceae sp. YPF-701, 3687 nucleotides long. The record is from the annotation of a GenBank genome assembly. NCBI's taxonomy places the organism in Eukaryota, Viridiplantae, Chlorophyta, Pedinophyceae.